AAAAUCAAAAAAUCGCGGGGUGACUCACGAACGCCGCACCUGGAUAUAUUCUACCCCGCGGACAACCCUCUGCUGACGGACGCAACAGUCACCAACUUACUUCAGGAGAUCGUCCACCAUGUCCAUCGACUUCCCCGCGGAGGAGGACAAGACCCUCCAGAGAUGGAGGGAGAUCCGUGCCUUCGAGAGGCAGGUUGAGCUGUCCCGGGGCCGGAAACCCUACACCUUUUAUGACGGCCCUCCAUUUGCCACGGGUCUGCCUCAUUAUGGCCAUCUUCUCGCAUCUACCAUUAAGGAUAUUAUCCCGAGAUAUUGGUCUAUGAAGGGCCAUUAUGUGGAGCGUCGAUUUGGUUGGGAUACCCACGGUGUUCCUAUCGAAUAUGAGAUCGACAAGAAGCUGGGCAUGUCUGGUCUAGAGGCUGUUGAGAAGCUGGGAAUUGAAAAGUAUAACGAAGAGUGCAGAGCGAUUGUUAUGCGAUUCGCUUCAGAAUGGAGGGAGACCAUUGAACGAUUGGGCCGCUGGAUUGAUUUCGACAAUGAUUACAAGACCAUGAACACAUCUUUCAUGGAAUCGGUGUGGUGGGUGUUUAAGCAGUUGUUCGACAAGGGCCUUGUCUACCGUGGCUACCGAGUUAUGCCAUACUCCACCGCGCUGAACACGCCGCUAAGUAACUUCGAGGCGCAACAGAACUACAAGGAUGUCCAGGAUCCUGCGGUUGUCGUUACCUUCCCACUCCUCGAUGAUCCGCAGACUUGCCUCCUAGCAUGGACUACUACGCCGUGGACGUUGCCUUCUCACACUGGUCUCGCGGCUCAUCCGGACUUCGAGUAUGUCAAGAUCUUUGACGAGGCCUCGGGCAAGAACUACAUUCUCUUGGAAUCUUUGUUGAGGACGUUGUACAAGGACCCCAAGAAGGCGAAGUUCAAGAUCGUGGACCGCAUUAAGGGUUCCGACAUGGCAGGAUGGAGAUAUCAGCCUCUGUUCGAUUAUUUCUACGACGAAUUCAAGGACUACGGCUUCCGCGUGCUUCUCGCUUCUUACGUGACGGCCGAUGAUGGUGUUGGUAUCGUCCAUCAGUCUCCCGCUUUCGGUGAGGACGAUUACAGGGUUGCCAUGGAAAACGGUGUCAUCAGCGAAACGCGCCUACCCCCGAACCCCGUGGAUGAAAAGGGAUGCUUCACCUCGGAAGUGCGCGACUUCGCUGGAGUCCAUGUCAAGGCGGCGGAUAGAGCCAUCAUCAAGCACCUGAAGGGCACCGGUCGUCUGAUUGUUGACGGCCAGAUUACCCAUAGUUACCCUUUCUGCUGGCGGUCGGAUACACCAUUGAUCUACCGAGCUGUGCCCGCUUGGUUCGUUAAGAUUGGACCGAUCAUUCCCGACAUGCUCAAGGGUAUCGAAGAGUCCCACUGGGUGCCUUCGUUUGUGAAGGAGAGACGAUUCGCCAGCUGGAUUCAGAAUGCCCGAGACUGGAACAUCUCUCGAAACAGAUUCUGGGGUACUCCACUUCCUCUAUGGGUCAGCGAAGAUUUCAAGGAGGUUGUCGCCGUGGGUAGUGCUGAGGAACUUAAGGAGCUCAGCGGAUAUACUGGAGAGCUCACUGACCUGCACCGUGAUAAGGUGGACCACAUCACUAUCCCUAGCAAGCAAGGCAAGGGUGAGCUUCGUCGCGUGAGCGAAGUUUUCGACUGUUGGUUCGAGUCUGGUAGCAUGCCUUAUGCGUCUCAGCAUUAUCCAUUUGAGAACAAAGAGCAAUUCGAGAAGAGCUUCCCUGGAGACUUCAUUGCGGAAGGUUUGGACCAGACUCGAGGUUGGUUCUACACACUGACUGUGUUGGGAACCCAUCUCUUCGGCAAGUUGCCGUUCAAGAACUGCGUCGUGAACGGUAUUGUUCUUGCUGAAGAUGGCAAGAAAAUGUCAAAGAGAUUGAAGAACUACCCAGACCCGUCCUUGAUCAUGCAGCAAUAUGGAUCUGAUGCUCUGCGACUCUAUCUCAUCAACUCCCCAGUUGUCCGAGCAGAGCCGCUGAGGUUUAAGGAGUCCGGUGUCAAGGAAAUUGUGGCCAAGGUUCUCCUGCCGCUGUGGAACAGCUACAAGUUCUUUGAGGGACAAGCAGCUUUGUUCAAGAAGGUGGAAGCCGUCGACUUCGUGUUCGACCCGAAGGCAGAGGCGACUAACACCAAUGUCAUGGACCGUUGGAUCUUGGCAAGCUGUCAGAGUCUGCUGAAGUUUGUGAACGAGGAAAUGGCCGCAUACCGCCUGUAUACUGUCGUUCCCCGGUUGCUCGAGUUGAUCGACAAUACAACAAACUGGUACAUCCGAUUCAACAGACGGCGUCUGAAGGGCGAGUACGGUGUUGAUGACACCAAGCACGCUCUGAACACCCUCUUCGAGGUCCUUUACACUCUAGUCCGGGGUCUUGCGCCCUUCACUCCCUUCCUGACCGAUACUAUUUACCUCCGACUUCUUCCACACAUUCCGCAAUCCCUCAGGGGAGAAGAUGACCGAAGCGUUCACUUCCUCCCCUUCCCUGAAGUGAGGGCUGAACUCUUCGAUGAGAUCGUUGAACGACGAGUGGCGCGCAUGCAGAAGGUUAUUGAACUCGGUCGUAUCUCCCGUGAACGCCGAACUCUCGGCCUAAAGACACCUCUAAAGACACUCGUCGUCAUCCAUCAAGACCAGCAAUAUCUGGAUGAUGUCAAGUCUCUGGAGAGCUAUAUCCUUGAAGAGCUGAAUGUGCGGGACCUAGUCCUUUCGUCGGAUGAGGCCAAGUACAAUGUCCAGUACAGUGUUACAGCAGACUGGCCCACUCUGGGUAAGAAGCUGAAGAAGGACGCGCAGAAGGUCAAGAAGGCACUGCCAUCCGUUACCAGCGACGACGUGAAGAAGUUUGUUGCAGACAAGAAGAUUCUUGUGGACGGCAUCGAACUCGUCGAAGGGGACUUGGUGGUCAAGCGCGGAUUGAAAGAAGACGACGGCUCGAAGAACAUGGAGACGAACUCUGAUAAUGACGUGCUCACCAUCCUGGAUGCGAACUUGUAUCCGGAACUGGCCCAUGAGGGUCUUGCGAGAGAGGUCGUUGCACGAGUCCAGCGCCUCCGCAAGAAGGCUGGGUUGGUCCCAACCGAUGACAUCAAGAUGGAAUACAGUCUGAUUGCCGACCCCGAUAACAUCGGUCUUAGCGAUGCCAUUGAAGGCCAGGCGAAGGCCAUCGAAAAGGUCUUGCGCAGGCCGGUCGAGCGCUCCGAGGGAGACAGCACGGAGGGACUGAUUCUCCAGGAGGAACAAGAGUUGCAGAAUGCAACUUUCCUCUUGAGACUGGUCAAACUUUAGAGUUCUUUGACCAUAGACCUCGAGUUUAGAUAAAGUCGUUAGAUAUGAUAUAUUGAAUGCAACGUAUUUUCGUCAAUACUAUUACGCAUGGGGACUUCCGUGAUGAGACAUGCAUUGAUUGAGAACCAUGCGUUAUAGUAACAAGGAUUAUAUUUCGGUUUGUCAUACAAACAAUAU
Molecule: messenger RNA, 3508 nt
Organism: Paecilomyces variotii
Lineage: Eukaryota; Fungi; Ascomycota; Eurotiomycetes; Eurotiales; Thermoascaceae
Product: isoleucyl-tRNA synthetase,cytoplasmic
Exons: 2
Coding region: 119-3331 (1070 amino acids)
Biological process (GO): isoleucyl-tRNA aminoacylation
Molecular function (GO): aminoacyl-tRNA deacylase activity; isoleucine-tRNA ligase activity; ATP binding
Source: RefSeq, a predicted model, not a curated record